GGGAAGGAGAGAGCUUUCUGUACUGAGGACAAUGGCCAGACUCCGCUUCCUGCUGUUCCUCUCUGUGGCCACCAGAGGGUGCAGUUCAGUGGUCUCUUCUCUUGAGAUGCUUCAGGAGAGCAAAACCUGUGCUUCUUCUCUUUCAUCCCUGCCUAGAAGCUGCAAAGAAAUCAAAGAAAGAUGCCACCAAGCAAGUGAUGGCCUGUAUUUCCUCUGCACGAAGAACGGCAUCAUCUACCAGACCUUCUGUGACAUGACCACUGGGGGUGGCGGUUGGACCCUGGUGGCCAGUGUGCACGAGAACAACAUGCAUGGGAAGUGUACAGUGGGCGAUCGCUGGUCCAGUCAGCAGGGCAAUACAGUGAACUACCCAGAGGGAGACGGCAAUUGGGCCAAUUACAACACCUUCGGGUCUGCAGAGGCGGCCACAAGUGAUGACUACAAGAACCCUGGCUACUAUGACAUUCAGGCCCUGGACCUGGGCAUCUGGCAUGUGCCCAACAAGUCCCCACUGAACCUUUGGAGGAACAGUUCGCUGCUGAGAUACCGCACCAACACUGGCUUCUUCCAGACUGGGCAUAAUCUGUUUGGCCUGUACCAGAGAUACCCAGUGAAAUACGGAUUAGGGAAGUGCUGGGCUGACAAUGGUCCGGUGAUACCUGUGGUCUAUGACUUUGGUGAUGCCCAGAAAGCAGCUUCUUAUUACUCACCGCUUGGUCAGAGAGAAUUUGUUGCAGGAUUCAUCCAGUUCAGGGUGUUUAACAAUGAGAGAGCAGCCCACGCCUUGUGUCCUGGGAUGAGAGUCAUUGGCUGCAACACUGAGCUUCACUGCAUUGGUGGAGGAGGAUUCUUCCCGGAGGCCAAUCCCAGGCAGUGUGGGGACUUCUCCGCCUACGACUUCAGUGGAUAUGGAACGCACACUGGUUACAGCUGCAGCCGGGAGAUAACUGAGGCAGCUGUGCUCUUGUUCUAUAGAUGAGAGCUUGCCAGUGUGCAACCCUGAACCCAGCUCCCAACCCUGGAUGCUGGGAGGGAGAAAACCUGGAAUGCUAAC
Messenger RNA from Choloepus didactylus (southern two-toed sloth), 1054 nucleotides. Its product is annotated as intelectin-2-like. Gene Ontology annotation, molecular function: oligosaccharide binding. The record is from RefSeq and is a predicted model, not a curated record. NCBI's taxonomy places the organism in Eukaryota, Metazoa, Chordata, Mammalia, Pilosa, Megalonychidae.